AUGCACCUGGGCAGGCGGAACAAGCCGCGUCGCGCUAGUGCCGGACAGCUUAGUAACCGCCUCCGCGCCCCCGUCACUCUUCCCGCCCAGGCGUCACCUACGCCAGACCACCAGCUCGUCGCAAACACCAGCACCAUGGCCACCGACAACACCAAGUACUAUGAGCUCUACCGCCGAAGCAGUCUGGGCGGCUCCCUUACAGACACGCUCGACAACCUCAUUACCGAGCGCCGCAUAGAGCCCCAGCUCGCCAUGAAGAUCCUCUUGAACUUCGACAAGGCCGUCGCCGAUGUGCUCUCGGAGAAGGUCAAGUCGCGCUUGACAUUCAAGGGACAUCUCGACACCUACCGCUUCUGCGACGACGUAUGGACCUUCAUCAUCAAGGACAUCAACUUCAAGCUGGACAACACGCACCAAGUCCACGCCGACCGUGUCAAGAUUGUUAGUUGCAAUGCGAAGCGUCCUGGCGAGGCAUAG
Messenger RNA from Alternaria postmessia, 477 nucleotides. It is a transcript of the gene TOA2, whose product is annotated as Transcription initiation factor IIA small chain (TFIIA 13.5 kDa subunit). Gene Ontology annotation, biological process: transcription initiation at RNA polymerase II promoter; RNA polymerase II preinitiation complex assembly. The transcript is spliced from 3 exons. The record is from RefSeq and is a predicted model, not a curated record. Gene Ontology annotation, cellular component: transcription factor TFIIA complex. The coding region runs from base 1 to 477 and encodes 158 amino acids. Lineage: Eukaryota; Fungi; Ascomycota; Dothideomycetes; Pleosporales; Pleosporaceae. Gene Ontology annotation, molecular function: RNA polymerase II general transcription initiation factor activity; TBP-class protein binding.